ACAAGAUAUGGAAAAUGCUACACUUUCAAUGGGAACAAGUCGACGUCCAGGAAAACCAAGCAAGGUGGAAUGGGAAAUGGGCUGGAGAUAAUGUUGGAUAUUCAACAGGACGAGUAUCUCCCCAUCUGGAAAGAGACAAAUGAGACGUCGUUAGAGGCAGGGAUCCGCGUGCAGAUCCACAGCCAGGAUGAGCCUCCUUACAUCCACCAGCUGGGCUUCGGAGUCUCCCCGGGAUUCCAGACCUUUGUUUCAUGUCAGGAACAAAGGCUGACCUACCUGCCCCAGCCCUGGGGGAACUGCCGCUCCACCAGCGACCAGAUGAUCCCGGGAUAUGACACCUACAGCAUCAGUGCCUGCCGCCUGCGCUGCGAGACCAGGGAGGUGCUCCGGGAAUGCAACUGCAGGAUGGUACACAUGCCUGGAACUGCUGAUAUCUGCACUCCCAGUAACAUCAAGUGUGUCGACAAGGCGCUUGCCCUUCUCCAGAAGAGCACUGGGGACAGCUGUCCCUGUGAGACACCAUGUAACCUGACCCGCUACGGCAAGGAGCUCUCCAUGGUCAAGAUCCCCAGCAAGGGCUCCGCUCGCUACCUGUCCAGGAAGUACGACAAGUCUGAGGAGUAUAUAAGAGACAACUUUCUGGUGUUGGAUAUCUUCUUUGAGGCUCUUAACUAUGAAACAAUUGAACAAAAGAAAGCGUACGAUGUUGCAGGUUUACUAGGUGACAUUGGAGGCCAGAUGGGCUUGUUCAUUGGAGCCAGUAUUUUGUCCAUUUUAGAAAUAUUGGAUUAUGUUUACGAGGUGAUAAAGCACAGGCUGCAGCGUCUGCUGAGGCCACAGAAGGAUGAGAAGAAACAACAAACGACCACUGUUGCCACUGUGGAUCUGCAAGAUAUGAAAGCCAAUAAGGAGUCCAGUGACAUGACCAGAAGUCACCCAGAAGGAGCCUACGCCAAUACGAUUCUACCGAAUCACCAUCUCCCCCACCACCAAGGACAGCCACAUGGAGUGUUUGAGGACUUUGCCUGCUAGACCCAGUGGCCAUCUUUCCACCCUGAUGACAAUAAAAUGACAAUAAAAUAUGUCCUCUCAGACCCUGGGACCUCAGUUCUAUACCUUUCUUGCUGUCACCAGUGGAAAAAGCUACAGCCAAAGUCGAACACCAAACCUGUGCUGCUAAUAGACCACUUGUAUGUAAGCACAGAUUGGACCCCACAGUACUGUCCGGCUGGAGACGCCCACCUUCGAUCCCUAUUCUGGUUAUUUUGGUCCAUGGUCACCACAUGGGAACAAGACAAGGACUGCAUGUCAUCUUGAGCCAUCUUGAUAUACUCACCUCCAAUAUCUUGAUGUAUGUACCACUCUUAAUCUUGUUUCCACCAAACUAUUUGUCAAUAGGUUCUCACUUACUAUUUUGAAUCAUAUCAUUGUAAAUGAUGUAAUUAUUUACUGAGAUAUUAUAAUUUCCCCUUUAUAUUGUAUACAAAAUGAGACUCGAUAAGACAAGUGGUCAUAUUCAAUCUAACCAUUAUAUAGAGAUAUCAGCAAACAAAAUCAGAGAAGAUAUUACACUGAUCUUUUAGCGAGUUAAACCCCUACUACACUUACUUUGAUGAUAGGGCCCAUACUAUAUACACACACUGUGUCUCGUUUAUAGUAAAGGUGUGUUAGAGAUUAGUAUUAUAUAUGUACUGUACAUGGUUCCAACCUGAGUACAAAGAGAAAGCACUGUUUUAAAUGGAUAAUGAUUCAUUGAAUAUAUAACUAAUACAAAUGUUGGUGAUUUAUUGAUAUAUUUUAGAGAAUAUUAUUUUUUAAAUAAUAUGAUUGUAGCUUCUUCUUGCUUAUUAGUGAAACCAGUCGGAAAGGUGAUGAUUGGAAUUGCAUUGCUCCAGGCAAUUAAUAUAUUUUUCAGAUUUACUGACUUGGGUAAAGGUGAAGUUCUUACAGCAAUUACGGUGUCCAAAUUAGGACAGCACUCAAAGGUAAUGAAUAACAACAAGCGUGACAUGGAUGAAUCAUUUGGGCCCUUCUGCAAAUGCUGUGGUCAUUUCAAUGACAAAGUCCCCAUUAAGGUUGCUUAAGGUUAUAUAUUCUAUAACAGAUGUGUGACACAAGUUAAUGCCCCCACAGUUUAAAGCCAAAGCAACAAAUGAGAGGGUGAUUUUUUUGGGGAACCAAACCAACAACCAUUCCCUUUCACUAUAUGCCAGUCCUGUGGGAAACAGUUUGUAGUUCGGCACACAUUUGCGUGUGGGAACUAUAACACACAUCGUUGAACACAUUCAACAGACUGUAGUACCUGAUCUCCUCCAUUUAAAGAAAGAGCCAGAAUUGUAUUUUCCCCAAAUCCCUGUUGGAAGUAAACUGACUUCCAAAAUAAUUGUUUUGUGUCUCCUGCACACUCUCUUGGCUUAAAUAGUGAAUUUGAUAAAGAAAAAGCUGAUCUAGGACUAAACUGCUGUCAACUCUCCUAAGUGAAACAGCCUCCGUGAAAGACCUAUCAAAGACCUUUGAGUACUAUCUGACAAUCCACUGUGGGUUUAAGACCUCCACCAUUUUGUUGGAUUUUGCUGGGUUAUUUAUUUUUACCUCACAUUACAGCAUAUAUGAUCACAUAAAUAGAUGUCAAGAUGUUAUCAACUAUUUCUUAAUCAUUUGGUUUGUGAUCUUAAUAUUGGUAACCAUACUGUAGUCGAGUGCUCCGAGCUGUGCUUUGUUAGACAAGUCCACAAUGAAAUUACACAUUCAUCAGCGUAGAGAAUCCACUGUUGCCCAUGUCAAGUAAUCAUGGGUUUUAAACAUGGCUUUUAAGUAUUCAUAAUCAUGUGUCACUAUGACAUUUUCAAAGGUUCCCAAUCACAGUCUCUGAUGGCAUCCUGUACUGGCUCUGCAUACAAACUUUCUCCUCGGUCAUCACUAACACUAUCCUCUCCACUAAAGACAGGCCACACACACAGAUGAGAUGCUGUACAAGGGUGAAUGUGGGGUCAAAACGCAAUCUUGACGUCACUUGUUACAGUUAUCUAUAGGCGGUCAAGUAUUUAUAGAUCCAGAAAAGCCUAACCAGUCUGUCUCUACGGCGAAAUGUAUUUGCUAUGUGUAUAGCAUACAUGUACGGCCCGUCUGAGAAUGUGUCCAUGGAAUUCAGAAAGAAUUUGGUAUGUAAUAUUACAACUAGUAUGGGCAAAUUACGACAACACCUGUGCAUAUUACUGUGGAACUAAAUGGUUGCUGUAGAGCUGACCUUGCCUGAUUCCCCCCUUGACAACAAUCUGAACAUUUUACAAUUUCUAAAAUUGCCACUAUGCUUGUUCUUUCACUUCAUUUCUCUACUCUGCUUGUUCAGUUCCACAAUUUUCUGUUUCGCAAAUACUGUUUGCAUAUUGUAUAUUCACACAAUCAAAAUCAAGUUCUCAGUAAUAAGUUUGUGUUUUGCGACUUGGUCUCAUCAUGAUCUGAAUGUUCCACAUAUGACAGAAAUCGGUCAUAGAGUGAGAUGGCAAUGAAGCAUGCAUCGUUACACUGUUGAGGGUUCAAGAAUGGAUCAGAGCAAUUCUAUUAAACAGUAUGGCAUCAAUGGAAAUUCUAUAAGAUCCACAGGAAAACGCUGAAUACAUUUUGUAUAGAAGUCUGCUAUUGUGACUGUUUCUUCUGUUGGAACACAUUUUAUAAAUGUUAUGGUAAGUACAAAUAUUAAAGUUUAGAUUGGUAAAUGAAAUGCCUCCUAUAUGA
Messenger RNA from Oncorhynchus kisutch (coho salmon), 3735 nucleotides. Its product is annotated as acid-sensing ion channel 4-A-like. Lineage: Eukaryota; Metazoa; Chordata; Actinopteri; Salmoniformes; Salmonidae. The record is from RefSeq and is a predicted model, not a curated record. Gene Ontology annotation, molecular function: ligand-gated sodium channel activity. Gene Ontology annotation, cellular component: plasma membrane. Bases 70 to 1032 code for a protein of 320 amino acids. Gene Ontology annotation, biological process: sodium ion transmembrane transport. The transcript is spliced from 9 exons.